Molecule: messenger RNA, 8517 nt
Organism: Epinephelus lanceolatus (giant grouper)
Lineage: Eukaryota; Metazoa; Chordata; Actinopteri; Perciformes; Serranidae
Gene: phactr2
Product: phosphatase and actin regulator 2
Biological process (GO): actin cytoskeleton organization
Molecular function (GO): actin binding
Source: RefSeq, a predicted model, not a curated record
AAUCAAGUUCCUGUGAGGUUUUUUCUCGUCCUUCUUGUCACUGUAAAUCUGCGACCCCAAUCCUGCGGGGCUGACAGAGCAGGGGAGCAUGGAUGAGGAGGAGGACACCCAUCCUGAGAUGAAGCACUUUUCUCUGCCCUGGCCUCUCCCCAGGUUCCGCUCACACAGUGACACCUCCGGAUUUCGCUCCAGAGUGCUGUUCAGGCUCCGGGGAGCUCGCUCAGUUGAUGGGUUGGAGAAAUCAUCAUCACUGGCCAGCUGCGACGCGGUGGUGGACAGUGCCACCAAUACCCAGAAUGCCCAUGCGUCACGGCAGCAGCGAGGCAAGCUGUCGUCAUUAGGGAAACUGUUCAAACCCUGGAAGUGGAGGAAGAAGAAGACCAGUGACAAGUUUCAGGAUCUUUCCAAAGUUCUGGAGAGAAAAAUCUCCACCAGACAAACGAGGGAGGAGCUCAUCAAGAAAGGAGUUCUCAUUCCUGACCAAGAUGAAACAAUAAGCAGUGAGAAUCUGAACGGCCACGCCACCUCUAGUGUGACAUCAGAGGAGGUCAAAGUGGACAUAGAGUCUCCAGAAACAGUCAAGGAAGAGCAGGCCACAGGGCCCGUCAGCACUGGGGAGAAAACAGAGAGGUGCGAUACUAAACCAGUCACCCGGGCAAAGCAGGUGCGACCUCGAGACGCUCAAGCUAAAAAACAGCAAAGUGCCACUCUGCCCGCCUCGUCCAAACCUGCAGGUGGCACUGCAGCCGCAACGAAGCACAGGGACGGUGCCUCUGGAACUAAAAAGACUGCUAAAACCACAGGCAAGACAGGCUCAAGCUCCACUCAAGCUAAAUCUAACCCGCGGAGCACUAACACCACUAGUCGCGGGACUGCCAAAUCCUCCCAUCCAAAGAAGACAGGACUCACAUCAAAAACAUCCCCUGCCUCCACCGCCACCACCACCACCACCACCACCACCACCACCACCCCUCGCUCUCGUGCGUCUAAGGACUCUACAGCAGAGACCGAUGCAAGGACCAACCGGAAAUCAAACCCUCCCACAUCCUCCUCUGUAUCUCAAAAGGCCCCCGCAGAGACUCCUAGCCAGCCUGGGGAGUUAAAAUCCUCACCCCUUUCCUCAGACGCCAAGUCUGCCUCAUCUAAAGCCUCAGGCGGUGAGACAGAGGGAGCUCAGGCUGCUUCUCCACCUGCUCCGGAGCCUAAAUCUGCUCUCAAAGCCUCUGCUGCAGGUGAGGAAACCCACAAGGCUUCUGAGUCCGCUGUCCAGUCUCCCCAUGUCAACACUGCGACGGAGGACACUUCCUUCACAGAGGGGGAGAAGGGGAGGACGGGAGGGGAGGGAGGAGAAGAGGAAAAGAAGAGAGGAGAAGGAGAGUCUACUGGGGAGAACAGCCCGAGGUCAGCAGAGGGUCAUGGUGAAAGGCCGCAGGGUCUCAGUGUGAACACGGAGCAGGCCGAGGUGACGGUGAUCCCCGAUAGGCCGAGAGACAGCCAAACUAGCGACUCUGACUCUGACGGACCAAUCCUGUACCGCGAUGAGGAGGAGGAAGAGGAGGAGGACGAGUACACAACUAGUUCUCUGGCCAUGAAGAUCCGCCGACGAGACACCCUGAACAUCAAGCUGGGGAACCGACCCAGCAAGAGAGAGCUGGAGGAGAAAAACAUUCUGCCGCGGAGCUCGGAGACGGAGAGACACGAGCUCCGCCAGCAGAUAGGCAGCAAACUAGUCAGGCGCCUGAGCCAAAGACCCACCACAGAGGAGCUGGAGCAGAGAAACAUCCUCAAGCAGAAGAAUGAGGCAGAGGAGCAAGAAGCCAAGCAAGAGAUUAAAAGGAGACUCUCCAGAAAGCUGAGUGUGAGGCCUACGGUGGCAGAGCUUGUCGCUCGCAGGAUCCUGCGUUUUAAUGAGUACGUGGAGGUAACGGACGCCAAGGAUUAUGACCGGCGGGCAGACAAACCCUGGACACGGCUUACUCCCGCUGAUAAGGCUGCUAUCCGUAAGGAGCUGAAUGAGUUUAAGAGCCGAGAGAUGGAGGUUCAUGAAGACAGCAAACAGUUCACCAGAUUCCAUCGGCCCUAAGCGCCAGCUCUCACUGCCAGCUGGACGUCAGCACCACAAGCUCUCCGGUCCGCAGCUCCCAGCAGUCUCCCACAGCCCUCCCCGACCCUCAGUACACAGCUCAGUCCACUUGCUUUGGGAUCCUCCCGCUCCUGAUGAUGUAUGACUUAUGUCUGUCUAUAGUGACAGCUACAGGUGUGCCUUAAGGCCUUUUGGCCAUCCAUGGACACCAGUGAAGCAUUUGCACAUAUCUAUAGUCAGAACAGUGGUGUGUCUAGCGCUCUGAUUAGAUUAUUUAUUAUGUAUAUGACCAGAACCUGCGGGUAUAUGAUGUUGUGUCUUUGUUGUGGUUCACUUCAGGCCAUGUCACGAGAGGUUCCAGGGAGGAAACAUUGGCAGAGUUACCCUCUUAGUAGUGAAUGUGGCUCAGUUGUACUACAGAGUUUGUAUACUUGCCAAGGUAUGUCUGGUCAUACAGCCAAAUGGCCAUAUAUGGGCAUCCUCCCAGAACAGGAAGUGGGAGUGAUUGGAUGGUUGAGUGCUGUUGUCAGUGCCUAUGUCAUAGAUCAGAGGGGAGGAGAGGCAGUUUGUUCUGCUCCGAUGUGCCUCUCGGAGCUGAAUCUGAAAUACUGCGGUUCAUUUUUAGACAUAUUAAAAGUAUAUUGCCACUAGAGGGCAUUAUAUCAUAAGAGUUAUCGACUGUGAGGAUGAAGAUGUGUAUGUAGAUGAAGAGCAAUCUGCGAGUGUUAUAUUUAUAACUACUGAAGCUGAGGGAUCGGUGGGCACCUGAGGCUCUGAUAGUGAAGUGCAAUGGAAAUCACUCCCAAUUCCAGCCAGUUCUAAUCUCUCAGCACUCAUCCUGAUGAUACACGGUGAUCAUGCACCGUCAUAUAUCUUGUGCUGAGUUAUUUAGUGCAAACCUCUGAUCACAAAGUGCUGGACUUGCUGUUUAGAGGAUCUGACAGUUUUUCAUGUUAGGCUUUUUGCUGAAGCGCUCACUCGGAGUGACUUGUUGCCAAAGAAAAAGCAGGUAUUUGAUUGUAUGCUGGUUUUCUUAUUUGAAAGUUUUGAUAUUGUCUGGCGGACUCCCGAUGGUGGUUUUAUAAAUAGAGAACAGGCAGUGAGAGUUCCAGCACUAAAGCAAUCAACAGGCCUCUCGAAGAAGUGGAGAAGUACUUUAUUUUUCCAUUUUCGUGAACGUGCUUUUGCAAUUUCAUCCGUCUGCAGCCUGUGAUAGAUAUGCUGACAAGUGGUCCUUUCACACCUUGCCCUAACAUGCACCUUGAAUCCAGUGGUUAUGAUCUGGUUUUAUCAACAUACGGUUUUAUACAGUUUUCUCUUUGAUCCUGAAAAUUUAAAGGAACUGCUCAACUUUUUGGGGAAAGCACUGGGGCUGAAACAAUUAGUUGAUGAACAAAAACUUAAUCAGCCACUGUUUUCAUAAUCAGUUUAUCAUUUCAUUCUUUUUUUUUUUAAAGCAAAAGGCCAAAAAUGUGACAAACAGGCAGCAAUUGAUUGUCUUUUUUAUCAUAUAUGAAGUUGAAUUUAAAUCUUUCAAGAUUUUGAGUGGUCAAAUAAAACAAGCAAUAUGAAUCAUAUUUGAAUAUGUCAGCUAUGGGAAGUGAUAACAGACAUUUUUCAUUAUUUUCUGACUUUUAAUAGAUGAAUCAAUUAUUCAGGUAUAAAGAAAAUAAUUAACAGUCAACAUAAUCAUUAGCUGCAGUGCUGAAAUGCAUUUAUUCACAUUCUGGCUGAGUGUUAGCCAGCAGGUGAUUAGCUUAGCUUAGCAUAAACACUGGGAGCAGGGGCAAACAGCUAGCCUGGCUUUUCAUAUUUUGGUUUUUGCACACAUUAAAAAGACAAGUUGUUUAUUAAGGGGUGAUGGUAGACUUUUUUUUUAACGUUUUAACUGAGGCUAGCUGUUUUUCUUGUUCCCGUCUUCAGUCUUUAUUCUAAGCUAGUUGUAGCUUCAUUAAAAGUGCACAGACUUGAUACCCCCAGCAGGUGAUUCACUUAGUUUAGCAUAAACACUGGGAGCAGGAGGAAACAGGUCACCUGGCUCUUCACAUUUGUUUUUUUUUUUUUUUGUUUGUUUUUUGGGUUUUUUAACCCUAGCUGUUUCCUUUGUAUCCAGUCUUUAUGCUAAGCUAAGCUAAUCACCUGCUGGUUGUAGCUUCCUAAGUAGGGCACAGAGAUCAGAGCGGUGUCGAUCCUCUCACCUUAGUCCAGGCAAAAAUGUGAAUAAGAGCUUUUCCCAAAAUGUCGAACUAUUUCUUUUACAUCACAUAGAAGGCAAAACUAAAAUAUGAGUAUGUGUUAUAGUAAUCUAAUAAGGGCUCGUACACAUGCUGCAUGUUUUGCACCCUUAAAUCCAUUGUUUUCAAUGUAGAUUUGCAGAAGGCAGAAAGUCAAAAGUAAGAGCGACACCCUGUGAUAAAUUAAGUUCAACUUUGGGAAUGCAGCAAUGUGCACAGCAUGUCAUGUGAUGGGGAACAACCAAUCACAGCUGGUAGAUAUCUGCCCUUCCUCCUUUAAUGAUAGAUAUGGAGUAGAAGUUGAUUAUUUUAGCGCAGGUCUACCCAGAGCUUUACAUCUGUCCCAUGGAUGACAUGUAAUGCUUCAUAUAUACUUGAAAAACAAAAUGUCUGGAAGAAGAUCAGCUCUGAACUCAGGAUGUCUAGUAGGCUAUGAUGCAGUGCUGGUUAUGGUCGCUUAGCAACAUCAGGCGCAACCUGCUACAGUGCCUUGAAAGUUGGCACAGAGUAGGCACAAGAGUAACACCCAGCACCCGACCUUGCGUUUUCCAGAAAGCAAAAGAUGCAGCAUGUGUCCCAGCCCUGAGCAGGAACACAGGAGGUUAUACAUUUUUUAUAUUCCAGUACUCUUUGAGAUUAAAUUUGGAUUUUGUGCACUCUUGGCAAGAUGUUUAGACUUUCAUAAGUCUGAAUUAAAUUUCAUUGUAAGGAGAUUAAAUACAAAUGGAGAACACAGUCAGCUGCACAACAACUUGAUUACACUCAAAGGGAUUUCCCUUUGUUUAAAUGCGCAGAUACACAGAUCCUCAGUGUGUGUUGAUUUAUAGUUUGUUGGCGACAUGGCUGAGGUGAUUUGGAUUCACCUCGGUGCAUCUAUAGAUUUUCUGCCUCAACAUGCUCCAGAUACUCAAGAUGUAUGUUAAUGCAAGAUGUAAAGGGGAUCAUUCAGUAAUGAUAAGAAAGCUCAGAUAAGUCAAAGGUGAAAUGUGAAAGGACAUGAAAGCAGACAGAGAACCUGAAACUAUAACUCGCCAUCAGAAAUAUUUUAGAAGCUGGGAGAGAAUAAAACACCAUGAUGGCUCAGUCAUUGCCGCGGAUGUUCAUAGAAAUACCAAACAAAAAUGUUUUUUCCCUCCCAGCACUACGAAGGAAAUUCGGGCUGAAAAGUUACUGACAGAUUGAGCUUGCUGACGUCCAAAGGCUUGUGUGCUCACAAUAGACCUCCACAACAGUCGUCACUCGUACAAAAUAGUAUCCAAAAAAGGACUGAUUUCUUCUCUCUGCUUCUGAAUGUGCGGAGGUUGAAAUGGUGUACAGCGAUGGAAAAGAACCAACAGUAUUCAUUCAUGUCAAUGUCUAUGUUGUUAUAUAUAAUGAUUAUUUUGUACAUAAUGUAUAUCAAGCAUGUGCAUACAUUGAAAUCAAUUUUACUACAAGUAUGAUACAGUAGAACUUUGAUGUGAAUGUUUUAAGCUCUGAUUUUAGUCGUCUUAUUUUUUUUUAUCAUCCCCAGAAAAUAAUAAUGAAAUGAGGAGUUCAGUGCUGUUUAUCAUACCAAGCACAGUUUGUUAAAUAACUGUCACGUCUUUACCAAACCUACCUGUUUCCUAAACAGACCAUUACAUUACACACACUGCUUAUUUCAUAUUCGCUUCCACCUUCACUCUAACUGAAGUCAGCAGGUGCGACGCAGCAGGUAUUUCAUGGAUGGAGACUAAGUUUAAAAGCAGUUUAUAAUCCUUUCUGGACGUCGCUUUUGAUUUAUAUCUUCAGAUGGCCGUUGGUCAGCUUGCACAAAGUAGAAAAAAACAAACAGGAUGUGACUUGAAAUUUAAACUACAUGAGUUUAAGCACAGUAUUAAGUCUAGCUGCAUUUUAAUAGUAAGUAAAUAUGAGUCCAUGUAAUGGAAAAUGUGCUUCUAUAAAAGAGAACAUAAUGCAGCAAAUACUGUAAUAAAAAUUUUAGAUGCACAAAUUAAAAGUCUCACCAGGUGGAACAGAUUUGAUCCCAUCAUGGCUGAGUACUCAUUAAUAUGCUGCUUUCAUCUCUGUAAAAAAGACAAGUUAAUCUCUACAGCAUAAAAUGGAAAAAUGUCCUUUUUGCAUUUUAUAAGCAGUAUAGUCAGUGAAGAUGGUAAAUGGCUAUGCAGGUGUAAGCAGAUGACAUUUAAAGACAUUUAAAGCAGCUAUAACCUGUAUUUUUGUUCUAAUUUAUUAAGAAACAAUAUGUGAAAACAGUGUGGCAAUGCGACAGGAGUUGCUCAUAGUGAUCCUACAGAGAAUCAUCACCUGAUUCUGCAGCUCCCCUCGGCUUUACAGAGCUUAAUAGUGAGUUUCACCUCAUGGUUUCGCUGCUGAGUGUGCAACUUUACUGUUUCCAUUUAGUUUCACUGCUCUCGUAGAGUUGUUUUCAGCUGCAGGAGGCAGGUGUUUUCAGUCAAAACACUCUAAAAACCCUCUGUUUCACUGCGUUCUCAGCACCAAACACCAGUCAGAUACAAGGUAUGUUUCCAUCCUUCUGUCUUUUUGUGCAGUUACAAUAUGUGCAUAAAGAAACCUGAGUGGAAACACCAAAACUUUAAACAUUUUUUUAAAUAUCCUAAAAUAAUUUUGUGUUGGGGGGAGGUGGAAAAGUUGUUGCAUUGAUAAAAGUUAAAUGGAAACACUGCAGUGGCAUUUAAAGACCUUUAAAGUGGCUGCAGUACAAUGGAAAGAGAUUCAGGAAGUAAAUGAUGAUGUAGAGUCAUGACGUUGUGUCAUUGCGUAGGCCACUGCAGGCUCUAUUUGUCAUCUCUGGAUGGCUUUUAACAUGCUUACAUAUGCACACAGGGCUUCCAAGAGCACAAAGCUGUAAUAUUAGUUGUUAAAAUCCCUCUAUUUCCACAGCCCAGUGUGUUCUUCAUAUUAUACAUCCAUUGUUUCCCUUUGUUUGAGUUGUGACUGUCUCUAUUUUAAAUGAUAUCAUCUUGUUGCACCCUCUUUUCCUGCAGUGACACCUGACUUAAACUUUCUGCUACAUUUUGAAGAGAGGGGAGCAUUUGGCAGCCAAAGAGCCAAAAACAUCGUUCAGGAAGUGAUGGAAACUAAAAGCAGAGUUAAAAUAGUGAAUAUCAGAUUGGAUACAUGUUCCAGUUGGGCCGAAACUCGACUCCAGUUGAAUGAUAACAUUACUGCGUAGCUGCUGGAUGGAUCGGAUAAGUUAUAAUCAAUGACAAAAUACAUUAAUACACACUUCAAAAAUGUCUUUAUAUUUGCUUACAGCUACAUUAUAGUGUGGUACAAACCAUUAAUAAAGUGUUUGUAUACUGCUUAUAAAUAAAUGACUAGAAAGGUUGAAAUUAAGAAGCUUUAGAAAUCUUACUUUUAAAGCACAGGUGAUUUUAUAAUGAAACUACUAGCUUAAUUCUGGUCUCUGUCACCACAUUUUUUUUCUUUUCUGCAACACUGAUGCAUAAACACAUCUUUACAUAUUUUAAUCCAGAAACUGAUUAAACAUCUGGACAAAGCAGUUGAGAGUUUGGUAGAGCCUUGACAGUUUGUGUUGCCAGUCAGUAUUAAUCACAAGGAGCGCGUCCUGUAAAAACUUUAAUGGCUGCAGUCUGUUUCAUCUCAUCUUGUGUGGAACUGUAACAUCAACACGAUAAACCUCCUGAGACCCAAAGAAAAGUUGUAACACACCCCACAUUUCUUUACAUCACCUAUAACAUGGAAUACGUGAAAUUAAAGAUACAUAUAUUUCUUUAAACAUUAAAAAUGGACACUUUGACACUUAACUAUUCGCAGCUGCUGCUGUUAAAUUUGCAGUACUGGAGGCUUCCACCAGUUCAUGAAAAUGUUUACAUUUGAGGAAGUCUGCAGUUGUAAUGGUGCUUCCUUUAUCACACACAAACCAAAUCCCCCCAAAUCAGAAAGCCACAGUCAGACUGCUGCUGCUGCUGUUGUUGACCAAGAGCUUACAUCUCCGUUAUUUUGCCUUUUCUUGAUCAUGUUAAAUUCACAGUAAGAUACUGGGAUUUACUGGGGAUUCACAAGUGUCAGUCACACUAUAAACCCUCCAACUUUGCAUUUACAGUCACUGAAAUGCAUUGAUUUUUUUUUUAAUUGAUCUCUGAAGUCAUAGGAUGAUGUCAUAUAUCAGCUACUGUUAUGUCCAAACUGUGUAUAUUGUUUUUGUAUAUAAAGAAUGAUGGGAAAACAUCA